ACCUGCCGUGUCCCCACGCCGCUGCGAGCUUCUUGUACAUCUUGUCCUGCUCCCCCCGCAAGACCGCCACCUACUGCUAGCUCAGUAGCUCCGUCCCUUGUCUUCUUCCUCCCCUGCCUUCCUCCACUACAAAUUGCCUCGCCUACUCUCCUUGUCGCCAGCCACUUCCUUGCACCGCUACAAACUGCUGCUUUGGCUAGCUAGGACAGGCAGACAAGCGCGCGAGGGGGUUCUUGGGGCGAGAGAGUGGAUGGUUCGCUGCGCUGCUGACAUGGAGGCGGGUCAUCAGGCGGCGGAGGGAGGCGCACUGGCGGUGGUGGCGUCGGUGGCGCCGGCGGCGGGCGGCGGGAGAGGUGGGGGUGCGGGAGGAGGGAGGGAGCCGGAGGGCCUGCCGUGCCCGCGCUGCGAGUCCGUCAACACCAAGUUCUGCUACUACAACAACUACAACCUGUCGCAGCCGCGCUACUUCUGCCGGGCCUGCCGCCGCUACUGGACGCGCGGGGGCGCGCUCCGCAACGUCCCCGUCGGCGGCGGCACGCGCAAGGCCACCCCGGCGACCCGGCGCAAGCGCCCCGCCAGCUCGCCACCCGAGCCCGCGCCCCCGGCGGCGGGUGUGGCGCUGCCGCCGCUCACGAUGUCGGGUCCCCACGGCGCGCUGCUGCGGCAGUACGGCAUGCCGUUCCCGGCGCCGGCCAUGGCGUCGCCGCUGGCCGCCGUGGACCCCGACCGCCGGCUGCUCGACCUCGGCGGCAGCUUCAGCUCGCUGAUCGCGGCUGCGCCCGGGCCAGACGUCGUCGGCGGCCACUUCUCCGCCGGGUUUCUGGUGGGCGGGCUCGCGCCGGCCAUGGUUCACUCGCCUGCUGGUGCUGCCCCCGCCGCUACUCUUCCACCGCCGCCGCCGCCGCAGCAGCAGGUGUCCCAGGCGCUGCCGGAGGGCCUCCUCUGGAGCAUGGGGUGGCCGGACCUGUCCAUCUAGGAGCUCCACCUCUCCGCCGGCGACGCGCGCAGUGCAACGUCGAUCGGUGCCCCGACGGACCAGACGACCAGUGACCACUGCUCGAUCGUCUCUAAUCUAGCCUUCUCUUUUAGCUGCUUCGUCGUUAACAGUAGACUGUAGUGCUGCAUCCAGGUUAUCUUUUUUGGGAGCCGAGUGGUUUAGGGAUCAGGAAAGAGAGCUGUUUGUUCUGUUGGGGUGGUUCAGGAAGAACUGUGAGAGUGAUCUCAGGAUGUAAAUCUGCAUGCUUGUUUGCUUGCACGAGCACCUGCAAUGCUUGACGGAUCGAUGCUACCAGCAUCUUACAUGA
Molecule: messenger RNA, 1304 nt
Organism: Panicum hallii
Lineage: Eukaryota; Viridiplantae; Streptophyta; Magnoliopsida; Poales; Poaceae
Product: dof zinc finger protein DOF1.7
Exons: 1
Coding region: 251-976 (241 amino acids)
Biological process (GO): regulation of DNA-templated transcription
Molecular function (GO): DNA binding; DNA-binding transcription factor activity
Source: RefSeq, a predicted model, not a curated record